Molecule: messenger RNA, 1290 nt
Organism: Chrysochloris asiatica (Cape golden mole)
Lineage: Eukaryota; Metazoa; Chordata; Mammalia; Afrosoricida; Chrysochloridae
Gene: ABHD8
Product: abhydrolase domain containing 8
Exons: 4
Coding region: 7-1290 (427 amino acids)
Molecular function (GO): catalytic activity
Source: RefSeq, a predicted model, not a curated record
CGCACCAUGUUGACCGGGGUGACCGAUGGGAUCUUCUGCUGCCUGCUGGGUGCACCACCCAACACGGUGGGACCCCUGGAGAGUGUGGAGUCCAGCGAUGGCUACACUUUUGUGGAGGUCAAGCCAGGCCGUGUCCUGCGGGUGAAACACGCUGGGCCUACUCCGACCCCAAACCCACCACCACCACCACCACUCCCCGACGAUGCUCAGGGGGACCGCUCCGGCCUGGUCCGCUGCCAGCGCCGAAUCACUGUGUACCGCAACGGGCGGUUAUUGGUGGAAAACCUGGGCCGAGAGCCACGAGCCGACCUGCAUUGGCAAAAUGGCUCUGGAGAGCCUCCAGCCGCCCUGGAGGUGGAAUUGGCAGAGCCAGCAGGCAGUGAGAGCCGUUCAGGUCCCGGCAGUGCGGGCAGCAGCGGGCGUCGGCGGCGUGCCCGGCGCCCCAAGCGGACCAUCCACAUUGACUGUGAGAAGCGCAUCACCAGCUGCAAGGGUGCCCAGGCUGAUGUGGUGCUCUUUUUCAUCCACGGAGUCGGUGGCUCCCUGGCCAUCUGGAAGGAACAGCUGGACUUUUUUGUGCGCCUGGGCUAUGAGGUGGUAGCUCCAGACCUGGCAGGCCACGGGGCCAGCUCAGCACCCCAGGUGGCUGCGGCCUAUACCUUCUACGCCCUGGCUGAGGACAUGCGAGCUAUCUUCAAGCGCUAUGCCAAGAAACGCAACAUACUCAUCGGGCAUUCAUACGGUGUCUCCUUCUGCACGUUCCUGGCGCACGAAUACCCAGACCUGGUGCACAAGGUGAUCAUGAUCAACGGCGGGGGACCUACAGCGCUGGAGCCCAGCUUCUGCUCCAUCUUCAACAUGCCCACGUGUGUCCUGCAUUGUCUGUCCCCCUGCCUGGCCUGGAGCUUCCUCAAGGCUGGCUUCGCUCGCCAAGGGGCCAAGGAAAAGCAGCUGCUGAAAGAGGGUAACGCAUUCAACGUGUCGUCAUUUGUGCUGCGCGCCAUGAUGAGUGGGCAGUACUGGCCUGAAGGAGACGAGGUGUACCACGCUGAACUCACCGUGCCAGUCCUGCUUGUCCAUGGCAUGCAUGACAAGUUUGUGCCAGUGGAGGAGGACCAGCGCAUGGCCGAGAUCCUGCUUCUGGCCUUCCUGAAGCUUAUCGAAGAGGGUAGCCACAUGGUGAUGCUCGAGUGCCCAGAGACCGUGAACACGCUACUCCACGAGUUUCUGCUGUGGGAGCCCGAGCCCACUCCGCAGGCCCUGCCCGCAUCCCAGGAGGAGAAAAAGUAG